Molecule: messenger RNA, 5494 nt
Organism: Oncorhynchus masou masou (cherry salmon)
Lineage: Eukaryota; Metazoa; Chordata; Actinopteri; Salmoniformes; Salmonidae
Product: short transient receptor potential channel 3-like
Exons: 12
Coding region: 277-2946 (889 amino acids)
Biological process (GO): calcium ion transmembrane transport; regulation of cytosolic calcium ion concentration; single fertilization
Cellular component (GO): cation channel complex; plasma membrane
Molecular function (GO): protein binding; inositol 1,4,5 trisphosphate binding; store-operated calcium channel activity
Source: RefSeq, a predicted model, not a curated record
GGUGGCGUGGGGUGGUGGAAUUACGUGGCUGUGGGUCAAGGAACAACAGAGACUGUGCAGACAGCAAAGAUGAUACCCUAGAUGAGCCCUUAUGCCAGAACGUAACAUUAGCUCCGAGCUUAUAUUACUGGUCUCUUUGAAUGGUGAAGGGUCUUUUAGUAGACUUUGUAAAACAGGGCUACAACUGAAGUCAUCUAUUUAUAGGACAAAGCAGCUUGUUUUAACUUGUAGAGGGGCAAUUUUCUUUAUUUUUUGGUAGUAAACUUGGUGGUAAGUAUGUUUGCAAAAGUCAAGGCUCUUCACAGAGGAAGUAACCAUGAUGUUGUUUUCUCCGUCUCUGCAAGGAAAAGGGCGGCGGACCUUGAGCUCCCCGCCCAGCGGCGGAUGACAGGGGCGCGGGAGAAGGGUCGUCGACCAGCGAUGCGUGGGCCGGCCUUCAUGUUCAACGACCACACCACCAGCAUGACCGCCGAGGAGGAGCGCUUUCUGGAUGCCGCCGAGUAUGGCAACAUCCCUGUGGUCCGCAAGAUGCUGGAGGAGUCCACCACGCUCAAUGUCAACUGUGUGGACUACAUGGGCCAGAACGCAUUGCAGCUUGCGGUGGGCAACGAGCAUCUGGAGGUGAUGGAACUGCUCUUGCGGAGGGACAACCUGGCACGCAUCGGUGACGCCUUACUCCUGGCUAUCUCAAAAGGGUAUGUUAGGAUCGUGGAAGCCAUCUUGGCCCAUCCAUCCUUCCAAGCCAGUGAGCGGCUGACGCGGAGUCCGUGUGAGCUGCAGGACGAUGACUUCUACUCGUAUGACGAGGAUGGCACACGCUUCUCGCCCGACAUCACCCCCAUCAUUCUGGCUGCACACUGCCAGAAGUACGAGGUGGUACACAUGCUGCUGUUGAAGGGCGCUCGCAUUGAGCGGCCACAUGACUACUUUUGCAAGUGUCCAGAAUGCACCGAGAAACAGGGCAAAGACGCUUUCAGCCACUCACGUUUGCGCAUCAAUGCCUACCGGGGCCUGGCUAGCCCGGCGUACCUUUCGCUGUCUAGCGAGGACCCGGUGCUCACCGCGCUGGAGCUCAGCAAUGAACUGACCAAGUUGGCCAACAUCGAGAAGGAGUUCAAGGAUAAAAAGAGCCAUAAAAAAGAGACCAUGCAGCACAAUUGCUUCUCCCUGAAUGACUAUCGCAAGCUGUCUAUGCAGUGUAAGGACUUUGUAGUGGGAGUGCUUGACCUCUGUCGGGACACGGAGGAAGUGGAAGCCAUUUUGAAUGGAGAUGUUACUGCUGAGAAGGAGGCGGGGAAGGGCCUUCGCUCUCUCCUGAGCAGGGUCAAACUGGCCAUCAAGUACGAGGUGAAAAAGUUUGUGGCCCACCCCAACUGCCAGCAGCAGCUGCUGACGAUCUGGUAUGAGAACCUGUCGGGCCUGAGGGAGCAGACCAUCGCUGUGAAGUGCCUGGUGGUGGUGGCGGUGGCUUUUGGUCUGCCCCUACUGGCCAUGGGCUACUGGUUCGCUCCCUGCAGUCGGCUGGGAAAUGUCCUGCGCAGCCCCUUCAUGAAGUUUGUGGCCCAUGCCGCCUCCUUCAUCAUCUUCCUGUGCCUGCUGUUGUUCAACGCAUCAGACCGCUUCCAGGGCAUCAGCACCAUGCCAAACGUGACCGUCACUGACCACCCCAUGCAGAUCUACCGGGUCAAGACCACCGAAUUCAGCUGGACCGAGAUGCUCAUCAUGGUCUGGGUCACAGGGAUGAUGUGGUCAGAAUGUAAGGAGCUGUGGACCGAGGGGCCCAGGGAGUACAUGCAGCAGCUGUGGAACGUUCUGGACUUCGGCAUGCUUUCCAUCUUCAUUGCCGCUUUCACCGCUCGGUUCUUUGCCUUCCUCCAGGCCACCAGAGCCCAGCAGUACGUCAACGAAAAGAUCCACACCACCGACCUUUCCCUAGUGACCCUACCCCCGGAGGUCAAAUACUUUACCUACGCAAGGGACAAGUGGCUGCCGUCGGACCCCCAGCUGAUCUCAGAAGGGCUGUACGCCAUCGCUGUGGUGCUGAGCUUCACACGCAUCGCUUACAUUCUGCCGGCUAAUGAGAGCUUUGGACCACUCCAGAUCUCCCUGGGCCGCACGGUCAAAGACAUCUUCAAGUUCAUGGUCCUAUUCAUCAUGGUCUUCCUGGCGUUCAUGAUCGGCAUGUUCAUCCUCUAUUCUUACUACUUGGGUGCCAAGGUCAACCCGGCCUUCACCACGGUGGAGGAGAGCUUCAAGACUCUGUUCUGGUCUAUAUUUGGACUGUCCGAGGUGUCCUCUGUGGUGCUCAAGUACAACCACAAGUUCAUCGAGAACAUCGGCUAUGUGCUCUAUGGAAUCUACAACGUGACCAUGGUGGUGGUGUUGCUCAACAUGCUGAUCGCCAUGAUCAACAGCUCCUAUCAAGAAAUCGAGGACGAUGCGGACGUGGAGUGGAAGUUUGCACGCUCCAAGCUAUGGCUGUCAUACUUUGACAACGGCAAGACACUGCCUCCUCCCUUCAGCAUCGUUCCCACUCCCAAGUCCUUCUACCACCACAUCAGGUGGAUAGUCGGCAUGCUGCAUUGCCGACAAAGGAGUGUGAAGAAGGAUCUAGAGCUGGGGUUGGACAGUUCAAAGUCCAGGCUCAAUCUCUUCACCCAGUCCAACCUACGCAUUGCAGAGUCCCACAGCAUUCUGAACCAACCCACUUGCUAUCAGCAAAUCAUGAAGCGACUCAUCAAACGCUACGUUUUGAAAGCACAAGUGGACAAAGAAAAUGACGAGGUCAAUGAAGGUGAACUGAAAGAAAUCAAGCAGGACAUCUCCAGUUUACGUUACGAACUCCUGGAAGACAAGUCUCAGGCUACAGAGGAGCUGUCCUUGCUUAUCCAGAAACUGAGUGAUAAACUGAACCUAGGCCCUACUACACGCUUGCCCUACAAGUGACCCACUCCCCCGCCAACCCACAGUUCAAGAGAUGCAAGAGGGAAGAGUAUAUCAAAGCAGCCAACAUCCCAGCAUUUCCCCACAAACUCCACAGUAACCCAUUGGCCAGGUUGUUUUGUAAAUGAUAAUGUGCUAUUUUGCACGAAGGUAGUUUAAACAGACAAAAUCAGCACAAGGAAAUAGCAAAAAGGAUUGCCUCACUCUUCUGUUGUAGGGAGAGGCUGCCCUUAGAUGUUAAGAUUGGGGGAGCGGAAGCUGAUCCUAGAUCUGUAUCUAGAGGAAACUUCACCUGAAAGCCACAAUUUUCCAUUAUGACAAAGAUAGUGUUAGAGAUUUUUCAGAUUAAUAUUAAAUAUUGGCGGGGGUUCUAAGCUGACAUAUGGAAUUGUUUUAAGAUGGUCAUACUAUGGAUCAUUUAGCUAUUUGAAUUAGAACUUUUGAACCCCUUUAGGUAUCCCCAAAAAAUGAUUAGAUAAAAUAUUGAAUUUGGCCUUUACUACUAUAGUCCAGAGAAACACAUUGAAUAACACAUUCAAACAGUCAACAAAUAAAUCAUGAGAAACAAGAUUGAAGUGUUUGUUCUAUAUCUAGGAGAUAUAAGAAAGCUCAUGGAAUAUAUAUUUUUUACACAUAUUUAACCACUUUUUUGGGUAGGCAGAAAACUACCUUCAUGCUUCAAUUUUUUUUGUAAAACCGGUACCGGUUGCCUUCAGACAAAUCCCGUGACACUUGUGGGGGACAUAGAGCAAAACGAAGAACAUCAUGUUCGUGAGAAUCUCUUCUUUCCACACUGGGGUCAUAUAAAUUCGUAGCACCGAACAGUUCGGGCGGCUACAAACAGAAGUUGUCACGUCGACGGUACCAACUUCAGACGAGUCCCCUGACACUUGUUGGGGUCGUAGAGCAAAACGGACACCACCGUUGUGUUCGUGAGAGUCUCCCCUUUCCAUAGAGUGAUAGGCAAUCCACCUACAGACGUUUUCAUGAGAUCACCAAUUUUCAGGGCGUCUCACCGCUCUUGCUCUGCCACCUUUCACCGCAGAUGCGGAAGUGAGACAUCGGCAGAUGAGGUGUAUUGAGAUGCGUCCAAUGCAAAGAAGCAGAUACAGUAUUUUAUGCAACAAAUAGUGCUAUAGUCUCUGUUAAGACAUAUACACUUAUGGCCAGGGCUAUCAAACUCAUGCUAUGGCCCGGGGUCUGCUGGUUUUUGCUUAUGCUUUUCAAUUAAGACCGAAACAACCAGGUGAGGGGAGUUCCUUACUAGUCAGUGACCUUAGUUAAUUAAUCCAGUACAACGGAGUAGCGAAAACCCGCAGCCCCUCAGCCCUCUGUGGAACGUGUUUGACACGUGCCUUAGACAAUGGUUGUGUAAUACUGGUUUCAUCCGUUUCUUUCUCUCGUUAGAGAUUUUGAACCAAACAGUAGGUUUAUCUGCCAAGAAUUUCCCUCAGAAAUAAAAAAUAAUCAGUCAUUGAUUAAUGUCAUUGUGAUGUUUUUUUGCCCCCCCCCCCUCGAAAUCCAUCUAGUUGCAAAGGCACCUUUAUUUUCUACAUAAACACUGGUCUAUUUGGUCUUAGUGCUUUGGCUAUUUUGCAGGAUUCUAGAAAUGUUAUGUUUUAGAAGUGUCCAGCUCUGGUCCUGGAGUGUGUAAAAUGUGAAUACAGCCAACAGUAUAGGGGAAUAACUUAUAGCCUGUAACACCUUCAUAAGCUCGACAUUAAGAUUCAGAAAUGCCUAUUUCAACAGCCACAGGGUGCUCAUGUAAAUAUAAACAUAUAAAUAUCAUAUAAAUAGAACUGGUAUAAUGGGCUUGAAACCCACAGCCUUUUGACUGGUAAACUCAUUAGUGCACUUAAGGCCUAAUUGAACUGCAUGGUGGACGAUCAUUCUAUUCAUUCUAAUUCUAUGGAUGUAACAGCCAUCUGACAUUAUUGUUACGAUAUACAGCAGUUGACAUUCCAUCUUAGUUGGGACUUGCUUGAGCAUUUCUCUCAGGUCAAAUGUUACAAAUUCUAUAUAUAACAUGCCUCUUGCAGUAUAUUCUAUGCUAUAACACAUACUUAUAUGUGGGUCUCCUUAUUCCGUUUAAAAUUCCUUGUACUGCAAAUGUCAAAUACACCAUACAAGGCUAUGUCGAAUACAUUGCCACUUUAUUGAUCAAGGUCCUUGUGUGGGUCAACCUAUUUUCUCUGUGUAGAGUAGCCCUGGUGUAAAAUUGUGGAUAGAAAGUGGAUAUUGCCUCUCCGGGGCCAGGGUUGGUUAAGCAUUUAUUGGUAUGGUAAAUAUCUUUAGAUUUCCUUAAUAACCUAUGCAGGAUAUUUCAUUCCCUUUGUCCGAUUUUUUGUCCAUUUUGUAAUUAUACUAGGGAACAGAAACAUGCAUUUGAAUCCAUAUUGUAUUUGAUAGAAAUCCUUUCCUUAGGAUGUUUUUAGACACUGUAAAGAAAGAGUUAGAAAAAACAAUAACUGUAGCAUUUCAGUUACAGUGGGGCAAAAAAAGUAUUUAGUCAGCCACCAAAUUGUGCAUGUUCUCCCACUUAAAAAGAUGA